UCUGGUGCUGUGAACAAGUCUGCCCGCCAGUGUCUGCAGCUUCUGUACUCGCUGCGUCCGUCCCGGUGCGUCCGUGUCUGCUGGCGUCGGUGUCUGCUGCCGUCCUGAGACGCCAGGACCCAGGAAGAUGACGGAGCAACGCUGGAGAAGUUGUACAAUGUUGUGCACAACAGCCAGCGUGUUAUUGCUUCUGGUUGGCCUCGGGUCUUGCAACGAGAUCAACAGUGCCAAGACAGACAGUGUUGCCGGUGCAAGUGAGGCAGCGGAGAACACCAGCAACGUCAGUCCUCCGGGCGACGCCGAGAGAGACAGACGCCAGGUGAACCAUCUGCUCCAGGCUUACAGACCGUACGGGGUGUUGUCCCCCCACACACCGACAGCCUUCCUGACGCCCUUCUCCAUCUUCGCCGCCCGCCCCACCUUAGUGGCGUCACAGGUCCUCAACUCUCAGCGCCUGGAGGUCGUCCCCGGCCCACGACGACCCUCACCCUUCACCACGCCGUUUGCCACAAGAGGCAAACCCUCGUUCCACAAGGCGUCCCGGAAUCAGCUGACGAAGGCGCCUCUGAGGUCCAGCCAGGCCGUCUACACCCCCAGCCGCACCCCGGCGGUCACCCAGCCGUUCCUGGGCCCCGCCUCCGGCCUGGGCCCUCAGGUCACCCAGCCCUUCCUGGGCCCCGGCUCCGGGCUGGGCCCUCAGGUCACCCAGCCCUUCCUGGGCCCCGGCUCCGGGCUGGGCCCCCAGGUCACCCCCGUCCCUCAACACCUCCGACCUCUCCAGCCUCAGCCUCCUACACUCUCCUACGGAGAAAUACGUCAGUUCCCUGGGCCCAGAGAGUGUCCAGAUGGCAUGCUGUGUAUGCCGCUUGUGGCCUGCGCCCCCUGCUACCAGGAGGUGGAGAACCAGACACAACUCUACUGCUCCAUAUUCGGUGCAGCUGCGGGAGUCUGCUGCCCAGAACAGCCUAACAGAAGUAACCUGAGGCAGCUGUUCACCCAGCCAGAAAUCAACAUACCUCCGCUUGGCUUCUCUAAUGACAUCAUCAACGAGGCUGGUAAAGCGGGCUUCAGGGCUCUGGCGACCAAGGACCUCUUGGACAGGGAGCUGCGAGCGAGGGACAUCGAGGUGACGGAGGUGACGGACCCGGCCUUCGGACAUCUCCAAAACUUCCUGACAUCACCUCUGGCUAUUAAACUUGGUCGAGACGCCUUUGUUAACGCCAUGGCGGGCAACCACCUCCUGAACAGGUUCCGCCUGAGUCCCCUCCAGGCUGGCUACGGUCUGCAGCAGUUCGAACUGUCCAACACCGUCCUGUCUGAAACCUGUCCACAGGAGCCCGAGUGCCGGGAGAGGGACAGGUUCUACCGCACCGUCGACGGCUCCUGCAACAACCUGGACAACCCCAUGUCGGGCCAGGCCAGGACCACCUUCCAGAGGCUCCGUCCCCCACACUACAGUGACGGUUUGUUCCGGCCUCGUCAGAGUGUGCUGGGCGGCCCGCUGCCCUCCGCCAGGCUGGUGUCCACCAGCAUAGCAGGAGACGUGGACAAUCCCAGCCCAGACUACACCCUCUCCCUCAUGCAGUGGGGUCAGUUCAUCGACCACGACCUCGUCCAGACUCCCAUCAACAGACUCGGGAACAUGAGUGGUAUCCAGUGUUGCAGUAACAACGGUCGCAACGUGGUGUCCCCGCCCUUACUCCACCCGGCAUGCUUACCCAUCGAGGUCCCCGCCAACGACCCCUUCUUCGGUGAGAGUGGCCGCCGCUGUAUGAACUUCGUCAGGUCCAUGUUCGCUCCCCGUGCCAACCCCUGUAAUUUAGGAUACGCUGAGCAGAUGAACCAGGUCACGCACCAUCUGGACGGGUCGCAAAUCUACGGGUCGAGCGCCCAGGAGCAGCAGCAGCUGCGACAGUUCCGUGGCGGCCUCCUGAACGUGCAGGGACGGGAUCUCCUCCCUCCCGACCCUGACAACAUCUUGUGCCAACCCGCCAGGGAAAGAAAUCCAUGUUUAAGAGCCGGAGACAACCGGGUGAAUCAGCACAUCAGCCUCACUGCCAUCCAGACAUCGUUCUUGAGACUACACAACCGCAUCGCCCGGGAGCUGGCCCGUCUCAACCCAGACUGGUCAGACGAGACCAUCUACCAGGAGACCAGGAGGAUAGUGGUGGCCAUCUACCAGCACAUCAUCUACAAUGAAUUUCUACCGAUUAUCCUAGGCAAGGACUACAUGGCCGAGAACGGACUACUGCCACGGCGGGAGGGCUACUCUAGGGACUACGACAGCAACAUCAACGCUGCUCUCUUGAAUGAGUUCACCACCGUUGCCUUCCGCUUCGGCCACUCCCUUGCUCAGGGCAUGCUUCAGCUGGUGGGGAAGAAGGGCAUGUCAGAGGGCUCGGUGCUGCUCCACGACAACUUCAACAACCCGCGCGGCGUCUACGGCCCCGGCAGGCUGGACGGCCUCCUCCGCGGCCUGGCCACACAACCCACCCAGGAGCUGGACAACUCUGUCUCUUCCUCCCUCACCAACAGACUCUUCCAGACUGAAGCGAUGCCUCAAGGGCUGGACCUGGUGGCCCUCAACACCCAGCGGGGCCGCGACCACGGCAUCGCUCCCUAUAAUGAACUGAGAGAAGCUUGCGGACUUCCAAGGGCCAGGACCUUCGAGGACCUGCUCGACGUUAUCCGGCCGGAGGUUGUGCGCGUGCUCCAGCAGCUCUACGCCUCCGUCGAUGACAUCGACCCCUUCAUAGCCGGGAUCUCUGAGAGGCGCGUCCCGGGGGCCUUCCUCGGACCCACCUUCAGGUGCAUCGUUGGAGAGCAGUUCACCAGGCUGAAGCGGUCAGACAGGUUCUUCUAUGACUUAGGAGGGAUGCCCACAUCCUUCACUGAAGCACAACUCAACUCUAUCCGGAUGAUGUCAUGGGCGCGCGUCCUGUGUGAGACUGGCGACAUGUUGGGCUACGUCCAGCCCCUCGCCUUCCGUCUGCCUCGGGGACUGAACGAGAGGAUCCCUUGUGACAGUCCCGGCAUCCCGGGGCUCGACCUCACGCCAUGGAUCUCUGACACGAAUAAUUAACAGGCUCUACACCUGGGGCUCUGACACCCGGGGCGCCGACACCCGGGGCGUCAAUACCCGGGGCACCGACACCCGGGGCGCCGACACCCGCGUCCAGUGUUGUUCUAGUUGACUUAUCUUUAGGAACCUCCACAACACUUUCAUUGUUUUGUUUAGUAUCCGACAUUCCAUUAUAUGCUCCCUGUAGCGCAGUAGUCUACGUACUUGCCUCACAAUCAAUGCUCAAUCCCCGGGCACAACAUAAAUAGGUGGGCAUGUUUCCUGUCACCUGAUACACCUGUCCACCUGGUAGUAAAACAGAUAUUCGGGAGUUAAGUAUUUGUUGUGGUGGUGGUGGACCCCAUACCCAUCCUGUGGGUGGUGGUGGACCCCAUACCCAUCCUGUGGGUGGUGGUGGACUCCAUACCCAUCCUGUGGGCAGUAGUGGACCCCAUA
Procambarus clarkii (red swamp crayfish) is the source of this 3517-nucleotide messenger RNA. Its product is annotated as salivary peroxidase/catechol oxidase. Gene Ontology annotation, biological process: response to oxidative stress. Gene Ontology annotation, molecular function: peroxidase activity; heme binding. NCBI's taxonomy places the organism in Eukaryota, Metazoa, Arthropoda, Malacostraca, Decapoda, Cambaridae. The record is from RefSeq and is a predicted model, not a curated record.